Cicer arietinum (chickpea) is the source of this 967-nucleotide messenger RNA. Its product is annotated as ras-related protein RABC1-like. The record is from RefSeq and is a predicted model, not a curated record. NCBI's taxonomy places the organism in Eukaryota, Viridiplantae, Streptophyta, Magnoliopsida, Fabales, Fabaceae. Gene Ontology annotation, molecular function: GTP binding; GTPase activity.
ACGGUUCAGCGGCGCUAGCAUACGCCAAGUUUUCUUUGACUUUCCGCAACCUUCUACUAAAUACUUUACUUCUUAGCUUUUUCUUUUCCUUCUGUUUCCACAUUCCACAGAAUUGAUUCAACCCAAGUCUUGAUUUUCCAAGGAACCGAAGAAAAUAUCUCUGAGAUCCAAUCUAAACAAAACAAUAUCUGAAUGGAUGUUACUUCCUCCUCGUCGAGUCACGCCGAAUUCGAUUACUUAUUCAAGCUUCUGUUAAUUGGUGAUUCUGGAGUCGGCAAAAGCACGCUGCUUCUCAGAUUCACCUCUGAUAAUUUCGAGGAUCUUUCUCCUACCAUCGGUGUAGACUUCAAAGUGAAAUAUGUUACAAUUGGUGGAAAAAAGUUAAAACUUGCUAUUUGGGACACAGCUGGACAAGAAAGGUUUAGAACACUUACCAGUUCAUAUUAUAGAGGUGCACAAGGAAUAAUUAUGGUGUACGAUGUAACACGGCGGGAAACUUUUACAAAUCUAUCUGAUAUAUGGGCUAAAGAAAUUGACUUAUACUCAACAAAUCAAGACUGUAUCAAGAUGCUUGUAGGAAACAAAGUUGACAAGGAAAGUGAAAGGGUUGUUAGCAAAAAGGAAGCGGUGGACUUUGCAAGGCAAUAUGGAUGCCUUUAUACUGAAUGCAGUGCGAAAACCCGAGUAAAUGUUGAGCAGUGUUUUGAAGAACUUGUAGUGAAGAUUUUGGAGACACCAAGCCUCUUGGCUGAGGGCUCAUCUGGUGUGAAAAAAAACAUCUUCAAGCAGAAACCACAAGAGUCUGAUGCAUCAACUAGUAGCUGUUGCUCAUGGUGAUUAUGAUGUAUUUAAAGAGCUAUCACCUUCCACUUUUCAGUAUGAUGUUAAGACAUUUCAUUACAUGUACCAAAAAACUAAUUUCAAUUUGUUGCGAUCAAUCUUUAAAAUUUGCCUACUUUUAAUGGUC